AUGUACACAUCGCUGCCGCCCCGCGGUCGCCGGGCACUCUCGUGCGGCUCCAGCUUAUCACCGUCGCUCUACGACAUCCAGCACACGCUGCUCCUCACUACGCAUCAGCAGCGCCUCCUCGCUCUCAGCAUCACUAAGCUUCACAUCACGGCCUUUUCUGCAUCACCCUGGGCCGUCCAUGUCAAAUUUACACGCAGUGCAGUCGCCCGCACCGAGCAUGUAGCUGACUACUUUAUUGGAGGCCAGGCGCAGUGCGCCUGCAAUCGCAUCUUCGCCUAUGUGCCAGAUAAAUCAUCAACGGCACACCAGCUACUAGUUGACGGGCUAACGAGCUUGUGGGACGCUUCUGUCGUGCGAGGCACUGAUGGCGCGACGGAAUGGGAGUCGACACGAUUACAUACCGUCCUAGUGCUACCCGGCGUAGUCGGCGCCUGGAACAUAUCGCCACCCCUCUCGCUGCCCGCCCCGGACUGUCCGCCAACUCGAUGGCCCAGUGAGCAGCAUGUGGCCCCAUGUGCACACCCUAACACACCUCCCGAACGUAUCGCGACACACGGCAGUGCUAGUGCCAGCAGUUUCAGCAGUCGGCCUUGCUCAAGCUGUGUCUCCAGCACAAGUCCUAUUAGCCAUGAGUGUCCACAGCCGUCUCACCACCGUACUCCUGUCAAUGAUUCCAUCCCAACGUCUCCCUAUACUAGUCCUGAUCGAGCCAGCAGACUCUCGCGGAAAGCCAAGUUUUGCCGCGCGUGA
Molecule: messenger RNA, 750 nt
Organism: Blumeria graminis f. sp. triticale
Lineage: Eukaryota; Fungi; Ascomycota; Leotiomycetes; Helotiales; Erysiphaceae
Source: the annotation of a GenBank genome assembly